Molecule: messenger RNA, 2456 nt
Organism: Lepisosteus oculatus (spotted gar)
Lineage: Eukaryota; Metazoa; Chordata; Actinopteri; Semionotiformes; Lepisosteidae
Gene: mynn
Product: myoneurin
Biological process (GO): regulation of transcription by RNA polymerase II
Cellular component (GO): nucleus
Molecular function (GO): protein binding; DNA-binding transcription factor activity, RNA polymerase II-specific
Source: RefSeq, a predicted model, not a curated record
AAUGACGCCACAUCGUCACCGAAAGGGUUAAGGGCCUUGCGUCUGACGUAUUCGCAAAAUGGCUGAAUGAGAGAUUAAAAAUGGACCAAACCUUUUAUCAGGUUUAAUGGAGUGACAUCGGUGCUUCUUUACCAUGCAACCCCUACAUCACUGCAAGCAUCUUCUAGACCAGCUGAACAAACAGCGCGAGGCAGGGUUCCUGUGUGACUGCACCGUUGUGAUCGGCCAGUCCCAGUUCCAAGCUCACAGGAAUGUACUGGCAGCAUUUAGUGAAUACUUCAGCACACAGUGUGGGGAUCCAGCUGGGAACAGCGUCAUGCUUCUGGACCCAGAGACAGUGGACGCAGCAUGGUUUGAGAAGCUGUUGAAGUACAUGUAUACUGGGGACAUUGAGUUUGAAAGCUGCAAUGUGAGAGAAGUCCAUAAGGCUGCCACCUUCCUCAAAAUGGAGGCACUGGCUGCGCUGUGUGAUUUGACCCUGGGCUACCUGACAACAGACGCCAAGCCUGUUUUUACUGAAAGCGCGAGCGCUGCUGGGGAGCACGAGACCGGCGAGCACGAGACCGGCGAGCACUCCGUGGCGUUGACCGGUGACGAGUUUUCCGAUGCGGAUGAUGCAUUGAUGGAUUCCUCACCGGAGAGCCCAGGUUCUGUCCUCUCGGCAGCCGAGAGUACUGAAGUCCACACGCAGGGGCCCGAGAAGAUGGGAAAGAAAGCCAGGAAGCCCAGAAACUCGGCUGAUGGCGACAGCCAACCAAAGAGCCAUCAGAAGGAGAAGAGACAGCAGAAGGCUGGGGUGCAGCCCCAGCAGGGAGAAGCCUUCAGCGAUGCCAGUAACAAGACAGCUGAGGCCGCUGGACAGGGGAUCCAGAGCCGGGAGGGCCCGGAUGGUGAAUCCUUGUUAUCCGUGGACAAUGGGACCCCGGCGGACCAAAGUCCUGCUGCUCCCAAACUUUCCUUAAAGCGGGGAAAAACGCGGAAACAUUGCACGCUGAAGGAAAACUGUGCCACCGACCCCGCCAGCGAGGAGAACAGUGACAUUCCCGAGGGCGCCGAGAUGGAGGACUUGUCCGACAAGCAGCUGAAAACGAAGCCGGCCUGCAGCACCUGUGGGAAGGUGUUCUCGGAAGCCAGCAGCCUGCGGAGACACAUGCGGAUUCACAAGGGCGUAAAGCCCUAUGUAUGUCAACUGUGUGGCAAAGCCUUCACGCAGUGCAACCAAUUGAAGACGCACGUCCGCACACACACAGGGGAGAAGCCUUACCAGUGUGAUCUGUGUGAAAAGGGUUUUGCUCAGAAGUGUCAGCUGGUCUUUCACAGUCGCAUGCACCAUGGCGAAGAGAAACCAUACAAGUGUGACAUCUGUGGCCUACAAUUCGCUACAUCCAGCAACCUCAAAAUACAUGCCAGAAAGCACAGCGGGGAGAAGCCAUAUGUGUGCGAUAGGUGUGGUCAGCGCUUUGCCCAGGCUAGCACACUGACCUAUCACGUGCGCCGACACACGGGGGAAAAACCUUAUAUCUGUGACACCUGUGGGAAGGCUUUCGCUGUCUCCAGCUCUCUCAUUACCCAUGCAAGGAAGCACACAGGGGAGAAACCAUACAUGUGCCGUACUUGUGGGAAAAGUUUCAUUUCUUCCGGGGAGCUCAAUAAACACUGCAGGUCCCAUACAGGUGAAAAGCCCUUUGUGUGUGAAUUGUGCGGAAACUCCUACACAGAUGUAAAAAAUCUCAAAAAGCACAAAGCAAAGGCACACAGUGUUGACAGAGGCCUAGACCCCAGCUCGAGUACCUUUGAGGAAGGACACGUGCAGCAGAAAGCCUCCUUGCAGGACACGGUGGAGCUCAAGCCUGCCGACGUACCUCUUUCCCUGACUCUGCCCAUUGCCCCUGAAGAGCAGCAGAUGCUGCUGUCGGGCACAGACAGCUCCUCUGUUCCUCCCGAUCAGCUGCUCCGACCGAUGGUGACAGGUUACUCGGAGCCCCAGUACAUCUUUCUGCAGCAGCUUUACUGAAAUUGCGCCAGUAACGUACCUGAGCUACAGUUCGGAGCAGAAGGACUUAGAUUCUGAUCCUGUCUGGGGGCAUGAUGGCAGCUCGGUGCUGCGUUUGAGUUUUGAACAACAUCAAUAUAAGCACAUUAAGUUAAAGAACACCGAUACUGUGGGGAAUUUAGACAUGGGCUACAUCCCAUUUAGGUUUUCAGCAAGGAGUAUAAAACCUACAGUUGCUCCAGCUGUGAUACAGUUGAAUUACAGAUGAGGCCAGAAUUGCGAUAAAAACAUAGCUGCACCCUGCUGACAUUUUUAAAAGCUUUUGUUUCAUUUUUUGCUGUCGAGAAUUUCAGAGUGUUGAGAAAAAACAUAGCCAGUAAAAUAAAAUGUUGUAGCUGGUGUUGGCUACAGUAUACAUUUUGGGAGCCCUGUAUACUACUAAAAAGUGAGAUGUUCAAAUUUU